AUGUGCUCCUGCCUGUCCAUCGCCUACUACCGCCCGUUCUUCGACGUCGACACGGACGAGGUCCUCGGGCGCGUGCGCGCCGCGCUCCUCUUCUGCCACAGCGAGCCGUUCCUCCGCGUGCUGCGGAACAAGCCCGACGCCUACGGGCCCUGGUGGAUCGCGACGACGCUCAUCUUCCUCAUCUCCGUGACGUCGCACUUCAAGGCGCUCCUGAGCCUGGGAGACGACUACGAGUACGACUUCGCGGCGGUCACGUUCAGCGCCAUGGCCGUCUACACCUACCUGGGCCUGGCGGCCUUCACGUCCUGGCUCUGCCUCAACUACUGGCUCAAGGUGCCCAUGGCGCUGCUGAACUGCCUCUGCAUCGUCGGCUACUCCCUGGUGCCGUACCUGCCCGCGUCGCUCGCGUGCGUGCUCCCCUACAUGGCCUGGCCGGCGGUCCUCGCCGCCGCGGGCGCCCAGACGGCCUUCAGCCUCAAGGCGGCGCUCCCGGCCAUCGAGCAGCACCCGAAGGAGAAGGCCGCGGUCUACGCCGGCGCCGUCGUCGUCCUCAACGUCGGCCUCAUGCUCAUCAUCAAGCUCUACCUCUACUAG
Messenger RNA from Aureococcus anophagefferens, 594 nucleotides. RefSeq lists its product as hypothetical. The transcript has a single exon. Gene Ontology annotation, cellular component: Golgi apparatus; membrane. Gene Ontology annotation, molecular function: small GTPase binding. Gene Ontology annotation, biological process: vesicle-mediated transport. The coding region runs from base 1 to 594 and encodes 197 amino acids. NCBI's taxonomy places the organism in Eukaryota, Pelagophyceae, Pelagomonadales, Pelagomonadaceae. The record is from RefSeq and is a predicted model, not a curated record.